Molecule: messenger RNA, 1102 nt
Organism: Pistacia vera
Lineage: Eukaryota; Viridiplantae; Streptophyta; Magnoliopsida; Sapindales; Anacardiaceae
Exons: 7
Coding region: 1-1074 (357 amino acids)
Source: RefSeq, a predicted model, not a curated record
AUGACGUUUAAUCGAGAAGAGAGGCAACUUUGGAUCUCUAAUUUGAUAAGAAGCAGGUUAGCUAGAGACCUUAUCCUUCAAAACCAGCUUCUUCAAUUUGCUGGAGCCCCCGAGUCACGUUCUUUCAUUGAGGCAAUUUCAGAAAAUAAUCGAAACAAGUUUCCAAGAUACUGGGAUGAGCUUUUGGGGACUGCAGCAGGAUGUGGUGUGACUGUUCUUGAGGUAAAUCGCGUUAUAGUUGUUCGUGUGCAGAUUAUACUUAUCAACUUCAGGAAGGAGAUUCUUCCAUUCAUAUCAAAGACUGAGAUCAGUUCAAAUGUUGAUACCGCAGAUGACUGUUCUGAUGUUCUUGUUGUAAACGAUUCAAUGGCCAUUGCUGCUCACAAUGAGGACGCAAAUGCUGCUCUAGUUGGCCACACAUAUGUGAUAAAAUGUGAACUGUCAAAUGGACUAUCCUUCAUGGCUUAUACGUACGCUGGGGAGCUCCCAAGCUGCGCCUUCGGUUUCAACAGUCAUGGUUUGGCAUUCACGCUGAACUCAGUACCCCCAGCUGAAGAUGAAAUUGUGGCAGCCGGCAUAGGGCGGAAUUUUAUCUCACGGGAUCUCCUGGAAGCCACAAGCAUUGACGACGCAUUAACUAGAAUACGUUCAUCAGAAGUUUCUGUGGGACAUAGUUAUAACCUAAUAGACAUAAAGACACGCCAAAUUUUGAAUGUCGAAACGGCAUCAAGGAACCGGGUUUCAGUUCAUAAUAUUGGACCAACACCAUUUUUCCAUGCAAACAUGUAUCUCCAUCUGGAGGUUCAGCAGGUACAAGAUGAGAAUUCAAUAAGCAGGCAAAAAAGAGCAACUGUGCUACCAAAAAGAUCGAAGGACGAUUUCCUAUCACUUCUUGGAGAUACUAAUCAUCCAGAAUAUCCGAUCUACAUGAUAGGUCCAAAACUCUACACAUUAUGUACGGCAGUAAUCAAUCUGGAUGAACAAAUACUAACGAUAAUUGAAGGGAAUCCGAAGAAAGGAGAAGUUUCUCAUGUUUUCUCUAUGUCCUCGGAAGAUUUUAAGAUUGCUCAAUAAAAAAGCUCUAGCAGACUGCGUUAGCUAU